GAUUUGUAUUUCUGGUUGUUCUUCUCGCCAUUUGCGGCAAAGGCAAGCGCCAUGGCUCUCCUCGCUCGAACCUCGGCUCAUCGGAUUCCUCUCCAGCUCGCCUCGGCUCAGCGAGCCCUGGCCCUUCACACCACCGUUCCUUCUCUCUCCUCCACCAGCAGCGGUAGCGCUCCCACCACGUAUGCUCGAGCCCCACCGCCUUCGGCCACGUCGCCGGCCGGGGUCUCGAAGGCCGCGGAGUUCGUGAUCUCGAAGGUUGACGAUCUGAUGAACUGGGCCCGGCGUGGCUCCAUCUGGCCCAUGACAUUCGGUCUGGCUUGCUGCGCCGUCGAGAUGAUGCAUACCGGCGCCGCUCGUUACGACUUGGACAGAUUCGGUAUCAUCUUCAGGCCCAGCCCUAGGCAGUCCGACUGCAUGAUCGUGGCCGGUACUCUUACCAACAAGAUGGCUCCCGCUCUUCGCAAGGUCUACGACCAAAUGCCUGAGCCUAGGUGGGUUAUCUCUAUGGGAAGCUGUGCAAAUGGUGGUGGAUACUACCACUACUCGUAUGCUGUUGUCCGGGGUUGCGAUAGGAUCGUCCCUGUUGACAUCUAUGUUCCAGGUUGCCCUCCCACUGCUGAAGCUCUACUGUACGGGCUUCUUCAGUUACAGAAGAAGAUCGGCAGGCGCAAAGAUUUCCUCCACUGGUGGACCAAAUAAGAAGAGCGCCUCGCCUCGCCUCCUACUCAUGUUGGAUAUCUCUGGCCAUGUUUCAGUGGUAAUAAUAAAAUUAGUAAGGGAUGCUUUGCCCUGUAUAAGAACUGUGUAGAGCAAUAUCUGUUCAUGUUAUGAGUUUAAAUAACACAAGACAAGACAAGCUGUUACGAAUUUACCUGUAUUUCUCGCUUUUUUCCAGAGCUUUCGCAGUACCUGCAGAUUAAGUAAACAUACUAUAUUCUUUGGUUUUC
Molecule: messenger RNA, 947 nt
Organism: Humulus lupulus (European hop)
Lineage: Eukaryota; Viridiplantae; Streptophyta; Magnoliopsida; Rosales; Cannabaceae
Product: NADH dehydrogenase [ubiquinone] iron-sulfur protein 7, mitochondrial
Exons: 2
Coding region: 52-699 (215 amino acids)
Biological process (GO): aerobic respiration; mitochondrial respiratory chain complex I assembly; electron transport coupled proton transport
Molecular function (GO): quinone binding; NADH dehydrogenase (ubiquinone) activity; 4 iron, 4 sulfur cluster binding
Source: RefSeq, a predicted model, not a curated record